Messenger RNA from Lutzomyia longipalpis, 5480 nucleotides. It is a transcript of the gene mon2, whose product is annotated as protein MON2 homolog. The transcript has 6 exons. The record is from RefSeq and is a predicted model, not a curated record. Bases 159 to 5138 code for a protein of 1659 amino acids. NCBI's taxonomy places the organism in Eukaryota, Metazoa, Arthropoda, Insecta, Diptera, Psychodidae.
UGACACUUCGUAGUUGCCAUAUUGUGAUUGUGUUGUCGCCAACGCGACUAUUUUUUUUUAAUUUGUGCUUGAAUUUUUAAGAAAAAAAAGGAAAAUUGCUGUGCGAAGGAGAAAAAUCUUCUUUGAGGGAAAUUAUUUUUAAAUGUGAAGAAGGAAAAAUGUCGUUUGUUAGUGGCACAACAGGAUCGGAGGCAGCUAAAAAAUUUCUCGAAGUGCUUCAAAAUGAUUUCCGGCAAUUGGGUCAGGAGACGAAGAAAAAAUAUCCCCAGAUAAAAGAGUCAUGCGAAGAGGCAAUUGCAAAGCUGAAGAGUGCAAUAGCAAAUCCCCAAACUCCGGUAUAUUAUGUGGUGAAUCAGAUCUUGUACCCAUUGGUGCAGGGAUGCGAGUCGAAGGAUGCAAAAAUAAUAAAAUACUGCUUGGGCAUGAUGCAGAGGCUCAUAACACAGCAGGUUGUUGAUCAUAAAGGUGCACGUUACAUAACAGAUACACUGUGGAUGUUGAUGGAAAAUGGCAUUGAGGAGGUGAAGGUGCUGCAAACGGUAACACUCCUCCUUACCACGAAUACCGUGGUACAUGGUGAAACGUUGGCAAAGACUCUCGUCCUCUGCUUCCGGUUGCACUUUACGAAAAAUUCCACAACAAUUAAUACAGCUGGUGCAACAAUUCGCCAAUUAGUGUCAUUGGUGUUUGAGCGGGUUGUUGCUGAGGAAGUAGAAUCAUCCACCGCAGACGGGGGUGAGAAGAAAGAGCUGAAUCUGGAAGAAUUGAAAUUGGCAACGGGUAUUGCACCGAGAGGACUAAAACCCUGUGCUGCAGAUGCUUUCCUUCUUUUUCAAGAUCUCGUUCAACUUGUGAAUGCCGAUCAACCGUAUUGGUUGUUGGGUAUGACGGAGAUGACACGGACCUUUGGUCUUGAGCUACUCGAAGCAGUUCUCACCACAUUCACGAGAGUCUUUAAGAAUGAGGAAUUUUUCUUUCUCCUGAAAGAACGUGUUUGUGCACUUGUUAUCAAGCUCUUCUCACCAAAUAUUAAAUACAGGACAGUUGCGCAAACAAGCAACCAACAAGUAACACCCCAUGAGAAACCAUACUUUCCAAUAAGCAUGAGACUCUUGAGAGUUGUUUCAAUUCUCGUGCAAAAGUACCACAAUGUUCUCAUCACAGAAUGUGAGAUUUUCCUGUCGCUCAUUGUGAAAUUCCUCGAUCCGGAUAAACCAUCAUGGCAGCGUUCGUUGGCACUUGAAGUUCUGCACAAAAUGAUUGUACAGCCCGAUCUACUUGUAUCCUUUUGCAAGUACUACGAUCUACGAAAUCACGCAACGAAUAUUUUCCAAGAUAUUAUCAAUUCAUUGGGAGCUUAUGUGCAGAGUCUCUUUGUAACAUCGCAAAUGAUGAGCACGAAUAGUGCAGCAAGUCAACCAAGUGGUCAAGUAAAUGCAACAACCCUCAUUGGAGCACUACCAGUUGGUCCUGGUGCAUCACCACAGCCUGGCUUUCUCUUUCGUGGUGUUUGGCUCCCACUGAAUGCCACCUUCCCCACGGGACAGUGCAAAUCAACCUACCUUGAAAUGUUGGAGAAAAUGGAACCACCCACAAUUAUGGAUGGUUAUGGAAUUUCAAUAGCAUACGCAUGUCUUUUGGAUAUUGUAAAAUCCAUCUCACUCGCCAUACAAGGCCCAUCGCAAAUUGGUGAAACAAACCCCAGACCAUACAAGGAGCGAACAACGGAGGAAGAUCAGGAGCUUCAUUGUCAGUUGAUUAAUUCAAGUUGGUGCGGUCUUUUGGCUGCACUAAGUCCACUAAUUGAUGCAGCAACAGAUGAAGCAGUAACGGAGAAUAUACUGAAAUCCAUGCAAUCCUAUGCAGCACUAUGUGGAAUAUUGGAGCUCCAUACGCCACGAGAUGCAUUUAUAACAACCAUUUGUCGUGCAUCUCUUCCACCGCACUAUGCACUGUCAAUGCUCAACACUGGCUACCACAGUACACCAUUUAAUUGUCACGGUCGUAUGGAUGUGCAGGAACUCGUGGGAACGGGACAAUAUAUGGGUGGAUGUGGUGAGGGUGAUUUUAGGCAUCAGGUUGUUGCCGUUGGGACGCCUCUGCCAACAUCAUCCCUACCAAUUGGUGUACAACAAGGCCCUGUUAUGCUUACGGCGAAAAAUCUGCAAUGUAUGCGAUCACUGCUACACCUUGCCCAUUGCCAUGGGGGCCUCUUGGGUACAUCUUGGCAUAUUGUUCUUGCAACACUUCAGCACCUUGUAUGGAUUCUUGGUCUCAAACCAUCCACGGGGGGAAGCUUGCAAGCUGUGCCAAAGCAAACAACAGAUACAAAUGCUGUGAUCACAACUGCUGUUAUGGCAGACCUUCCUAUGCUAUCGCAAAUGUUGAGCCAAUUAUUUGAAUCGAGUCAAUAUUUGGAUGAUGUUGCACUGCACCAUCUCAUUGAUGCACUUUGCAAACUUUCCCAUGAGGCUAUGGAACUGGCAUAUUCCAAUCGUGAACCAUCUCUGUUUGCCGUGGCGAAACUCCUCGAAACUGGUGUGAUGAAUUUGCAGAGAAUUGAAGUUCUUUGGCGCCCAUUGACAAAUCAUCUGUUGGAAGUUUGUCAACAUCCCCAUAUACGUAUGAGGGAAUGGGGUGUUGAAGCAAUAACGUAUCUAGUGCGAACUGCAUUGCAGUAUAAGUAUGAGGUACCAUUGAGGGAAAAUCAGAAGCUCCAAACACUCCUUCUGAGCCCACUGGCUGAAUUAUCAACUGUCCCACAUGGUGAUGUACGUCAGAGGCAGCUGGAUUGUGUCCUGCAAGUACUCAAUGGUGCCGGUGAGACCCUAUCGUAUGGAUGGCCACUAGUUCUGGGAAUAAUUGGCGCAGUGUCUGAUCACCAUGGAGAAGCCCUUAUUCGUAUUGCUUUUCAGUGUCUUCAACUUGUUGUAACUGACUUCCUGCCCGUAAUGCCUUGGCGUUGUCUCCCCUUGUGCGUGAGUACAGCCGCAAAAUUCGGAUCGCAAACACAAGAGCUCAACAUCAGCCUAACAGCCGUGGGUCUUAUGUGGAAUAUCUCCGACUAUUUUAAUCAGAAUCAAGAGAAAUUGUCGCAAACUGUCACGGAUGAUUGCACGGUUUUUCCCGACUUUCCCGGCACAUUGACAAUGCCACACUUUGAUAAACUCUGGAUGUGCCUCUAUGCACGCCUUGGGGAUCUCUGUGUUGACAAUCGUCCAGCCGUGAGGAAGUCCGGUGGACAAACACUCUUUUCCACAAUUUCCGCUCAUGGGAAUCUACUGAAUCCACCCACGUGGCAAGCAGUGCUGUGGCAGGUGCUAUUUCCACUUCUUGACAAUGUACGGACACUCUCCAAUACAGCAAGUAGUGAGAAAGUUGAUACAAGUGGCAAUAUCUUGAUACAUCACUCAAGGAAUACAGCUCAGAAGCAAUGGGCAGAAACACAAGUUCUCACCCUAUCGGGAGUUUCGCGGGUUUUCAACACAAAACGCCAGCUCCUCCAGCAACUUGGGGACUUUGAUCGUGCUUGGGCUCUUCUUCUUGAAUUCAUUGAGAAUGCAUCUCUCAGUCGAAGCAAUGAGGUGUCUUUGGCUGCUCUCAAAUCAUUUCAAGAAAUUAUAUACAAUCGUCCUGCAGAUGGAAGUGACGAAAGUAGUGUUGAUAUGUGGAAUGUAGCUUGGCGCGUUUGGUUGAAUAUUGGUUGUGAAAGUGGAACAUUUCACAUGAAUACCAAUGAUAAGAGUGAUGAGACAUAUUUUCCUAGUCAAGCAUUCCUAACGGCUCUAGUUCAAAUUUUUCCAGCUCUCUUUCAACAUAUUCGUCCCAAUUUCACCGACAGUGAUCUCGCACAACUCUGCCGUGUACUAAUGAAUGCUGUUGUUGCACCAAUUAAUACGGAUGCAACGCCCUAUAUUUUAUCCAAUAUGUCCGAUUCACCAUUAACCCCCCUCCAUGAUGGCAUACUCGAUUGUAUGGAGCUUCUGCAGAAUGAAGCAUUAAUACCCAAUUCCCCAUUACGACCCAUGAUCCCAGCCAUCUUCAAGCAACUCCUCAAGUUCAGUCAAUUCUCCUGCCAACCCCCGAGUUUUGGGUGCACCGACGAUGAUGGCGAAAGGGAGAAGACACGGCAGCAUCCAUUCCAUCAAUCAUCAUCAUCAAAUCAAGAAUGGAUUAGCAUGAAUUACAUUCCAUUUGGGGAAAAAUCCCUCUCGGUCGUGGUGAAGUUGUACAAGCAAACAGCUUCGGAUGAUAAUGUGAUUCAAAGUGCAAUCCUACAUGAAAUUAUUCGUGCAUUGCAACUACCGCUGUCGCUGAAAUAUAAAUGUCCAGCUGCAAGUACAUGGAAGCAAGCCAUAUCGACACUCAUGAGUGUCCUACACACUGGCCUUCCGAUAAUUCGCAGCAAUGGAAAAUAUUUCACUGAAAUGUGGAAGGAUUUGGCCGAUACGUUGGAUCAAUUUCUCUUCCCGAAGAGUGUGUGCACCAUUGAGGAUCGUGGCUUGGAGGAAAUUGUUCUGGAUGAAGCGAUUGAUUGUCAAGUAAUUGAACUCUUGCGCGACGAAGUGCUCACAUUUUCAUCUGAAAUUCCCCAAGAAUUCAUUCUGAAUGUUGUUGUACUUCUCAACAAGGGAUCAAUACAUUCUGUUUCAGGGUGUGAUUCUGAAUUCAAAUUAAGGGAAGAAUUUGCAAAAACAUGCUUCGAUACACUCCUUCAGUUUUCCCUGGAAGAAAAUGAGACACCAAAUGCAAAUAACAACACCACUAUUGAGGGUGGUGUAGCUGGAAGAUUAGCUAUAACAGCCCUUUUGCAUCGCUUCCAAGAAGUACUGAAGAAGUACAAUGAUGACGAGAGACAAAGUGGAAAAUGCCCCUUACCGCGGUAUCGUCUAACGGAAAUCUCCUUUGUACUAAAAGCUGUUGCAACAUUGAUUGUAUCAAUGAAGAAGGCUUCCUCGACAAAAGUUGGAAAAACAGCAUGGGAGCAAUUAAUUGAAUUAUAUCCCUACUUGGUGGAUUGUACCACAACAUCCUCAGCCGAAGUAUCGAGAUCUCUUCGUGAAGCUCUCCUGCAGUAUUCGGAUUUAUUGCAAAUUCCACCAAUUACACCAAAUGGUAUCACAGCCAGUCAUCAUUAAUUACAUUACAAAGAGAGAGAGAAAAAAAAACUUUUUGGGACUCUUCUUGUCUUUAGUGAAUUAAUUUUUGUUAUACUAAAGCGAAUCUAUAUAAAAUACACAUUAUAAAAAAAUAAAAGAAAAAGCUGUAUUAUAAUCUUACUUUUAGCAAUUAAGCACGAUAAAUUAUUAUUUAAGUUCAUUUACAUAUUCUCAUUUAAUAUCUUAUAAUGUGUACAGUAACAUUAGAAGUAAAUAAAAAUAAAAUUGAAUUUCCUUCAAAAUGUUGAAAUAAAAAAUAUUGUAUUACACAAAGCGAGAAAUUCUUCGUUUAUAAAGAAAAUAAAUAAUAUAUAAAAACAA